Physcomitrium patens is the source of this 2649-nucleotide messenger RNA. RefSeq names its product heat shock cognate protein 80. Lineage: Eukaryota; Viridiplantae; Streptophyta; Bryopsida; Funariales; Funariaceae. Gene Ontology annotation, biological process: protein folding. The record is from RefSeq and is a predicted model, not a curated record. Gene Ontology annotation, molecular function: ATP-dependent protein folding chaperone; ATP hydrolysis activity; ATP binding.
GCUCCCUAUCUGCAGUAGUUAGCACAAUUUCCAUAGCCGCUGUGAAGCUUGUGACGACGGGAACUGUCUCCCGUUACCCCGCGUGCACUUAGUUUUUCCGCUGACCGCUUAGCAUUCUGUAUCGAAGUGCUCUUCCUUAACUUCAUCACUGAUCGGUUUUGUGCGAGGGCGUUCUAAAUUGGCUUGAGAUCCUAACAGGCUGUUCGGUUUCUCUGAAAGACUUUUUGUUGGUGAGUCUGUCUACUGAGCCCGUUGUGGGAAGGAUUACACAAUGGCGGAUGUGACCAUGUCUGGCCCUGAGGUCGAGACUUUCGCUUUCCAGGCGGAGAUCAAUCAAUUGUUGAGUUUGAUCAUUAACACCUUCUAUAGCAACAAGGAGAUUUUCUUGCGAGAACUCAUCAGUAAUUCCUCGGAUGCUUUGGACAAGAUUCGCUUCGAGUCCUUGACAGAUAAGAGCAAACUAGAUGGUCAGCCAGAGCUCUUUAUCCACAUUGUUCCCGAUAAGGCGAACAACACCUUGAGCAUCAUAGACAGCGGUAUUGGUAUGACGAAGGCUGACAUGGUGAACAAUUUGGGAACUAUUGCCAGAUCUGGGACGAAGGAGUUCAUGGAGGCACUUUCUGCGGGAGCUGAUGUGAGCAUGAUUGGACAGUUCGGUGUUGGUUUCUAUUCUGCAUACCUGGUUGCUGAGAAGGUCGUGGUCACCUCGAAGCACAACGACGACGAGCAGUACAUUUGGGAGUCCCAAGCAGGAGGGUCUUUCACCAUCACACGAGACACAUCGGGUGAGCCACUGGGGCGUGGUACCCAUAUCAAGCUGUAUCUGAAGGAAGACCAAUUAGAAUACUUGGAAGAGAGGAGGUUGAAGGACUUAGUGAAGAAGCACUCAGAGUUCAUCAGCUACCCUAUCUCACUGUGGACGGAGAAGACCACAGAGAAAGAGGUGUCUGACGAUGAAGACGAAGACGAUAAGAAGGACGAGGAGGGGAAGAUUGAGGAAGUUGACGAAGAGAAAGAAAAGGAUAAGAAGAAGAAAAAGGUGAAAGAGAUUUCACGCGAGUGGACGCUAAUAAACAAACAGAAACCCAUCUGGAUGCGCAAGCCGGAGGAUGUGACGAAGGAGGAGUAUGCUGCGUUCUACAAGAGCUUGACGAACGACUGGGAGGAGCACCUGGCCGUGAAGCAUUUCUCGGUCGAAGGGCAGCUGGAGUUCAAGUCGGUGCUCUUCGUGCCGAAGAGAGCUCCGUUCGAUCUGUUCGAUUCGAGGAAGAAGCAGAACAACAUAAAGCUGUACGUGAGGAGAGUGUUCAUCAUGGAUAAUUGUGAGGAGUUGAUACCCGAGUACCUGGGGUUCGUGAAGGGAGUGGUGGAUUCUGAGGAUCUCCCUCUGAACAUCUCUCGUGAAACAUUGCAGCAGAGCAAGAUUCUGAAGGUGAUCAGGAAGAACUUGGUGAAGAAGUGUAUGGAGAUGUUCUCGGAGAUCGCAGAGAACAAGGAGGAUUACCAGAAGUUCUACGAAGCAUUCUCGAAGAACUUGAAGCUGGGUAUCCAUGAGGACAGCCAGAACAGAUCAAAGCUAGCGGACUUGCUGAGGUAUCACUCAACGAAGAGCGGUGAUGAGAUGACGAGCCUGAAGGACUACGUAACCCGGAUGAAGGAGGGGCAGAAGGACAUCUACUACAUCACGGGAGAGAGCAAGAAAGCGGUGGAGAACUCUCCAUUCUUAGAGAAGCUGAAGAGGAGAGGAUACGAAGUGCUGUUCAUGGUGGAUGCGAUUGAUGAGUAUGCGGUGGGGCAAUUGAAGGAGUUUGACGGGAAGAAGCUGGUGUCGGCAACGAAGGAAGGGCUUGUGUUGGAGGAUACCGAGGAGGAGAAAAAGAAGAAGGAAGAGAAGAAGGCUCGGUUCGAGCCACUAUGCAAGACGAUUAAGGACAUUUUGGGUGACAAGGUAGAGAAGGUGGUGGUGUCGGAUAGGAUUGUGGACUCCCCUUGCGUUCUUGUGACGGGCGAGUACGGAUGGUCCGCAAAUAUGGAGAGGAUCAUGAAGGCGCAGGCGUUGCGUGACAGCAGCAUGUCGAGCUACAUGUCUUCAAAGAAGACAAUGGAGAUUAACCCGGACAAUCAGAUUAUGGAGGAGCUGCGUAAGAGAGCGGAGGUGGACAAGAAUGACAAGAGCGUGAAGGAUUUGGUAUUGUUGUUGUUCGAGACUGCUCUGUUGACGUCAGGGUUCAGUUUGGAGGAGCCGAAUACGUUCGGUAACAGAAUUCACCGGAUGUUGAAGUUGGGUCUGAGCAUUGACGAUGACGCCACGGAUGCUGACGCUGACAUGCCAGCACUGGAGGCUGAUGUCGACGAGGAGGGAUCGAAGAUGGAGGAAGUGGAUUAAGUGAAGUCUUGUUGAGCCAGAGUAGUUUAAAAAUUGAGAUAAGUUAUCACCAAUUUUGCACGGUAGCCGUAGGAAUUAAUGCUUGGAGGAGUGACUUUCUAUCCGAAGGCAAUGCUGCACAACCUUACACAGAAGGUUAUGCUUCAACCUAAGUGCAUUCACUCUACACCUCUGUGCACGAGUAGUUCAAAGAAUGUUUGUGAUAAUUGUAUAGGGCCCUACAUCCUUUGAAUAAAUAUAUCGUGGACAAUUCUAUUUUUCUA